Rhodotorula graminis WP1 is the source of this 1549-nucleotide messenger RNA. RefSeq lists its product as uncharacterized. Gene Ontology annotation, molecular function: dihydrolipoyl dehydrogenase (NADH) activity; flavin adenine dinucleotide binding. Gene Ontology annotation, cellular component: oxoglutarate dehydrogenase complex; mitochondrion. The record is from RefSeq and is a predicted model, not a curated record. The transcript is spliced from 16 exons. NCBI's taxonomy places the organism in Eukaryota, Fungi, Basidiomycota, Microbotryomycetes, Sporidiobolales, Sporidiobolaceae. The annotation marks the transcript as partial.
AAGGACGACCGCCACCAUGCUCGCCCUUGCCUCUUCUUCUCGCUCGCUCGCCCGCUCGAGCGCUCCCCGCUCCAUUGUCGGCUCGUGGGUCGCCCAGCGUGGCCUCGCCACCGCCCAGGACCCGUACGACGUCGUCGUCAUCGGUGGCGGCCCCGGUGGCUACAUCGCGGCCAUCAAGGCCGCCCAGCUCGGCUUCAAGACGGCGUGCAUCGAGAAGCGCGGCUCGCUCGGCGGCACGUGCCUCAACGUCGGCUGCAUCCCGUCCAAGGCCAUGCUCAACAACUCGCACAUCUACCACCAGACGACCCACGACCUCAAGGCGCGCGGCAUUGACGUCGCCGACGUCAAGCUCAACCUGCCCAACAUGCUCAAGGCCAAGGACAAGUCGGUCAAGGCCCUGACGGGCGGUGUCGAGUUCCUCCUCAAGAAGAACAAGGUCGACUACAUCAAGGGCGCCGCCUCGUUCGCGUCGCCGACCUCGAUCGACGUCGCCCUCAUCGACGGCGGCAACACGCAGAUCGAGACCAAGAACACCAUCAUCGCGACCGGGUCCGAGGUGACGCCGUUCCCGGGCAUUGAGAUCGACGAGAAGCAGAUCGUGUCGUCGACGGGCGCGCUCGACCUCCAGGAGGUGCCCAAGAAGAUGGUCGUCAUCGGCGCCGGCGUCAUCGGCCUCGAGCUCGGGUCCGUGUGGUCGCGCCUCGGCGCUGAGGUCGAGGUCGUCGAGUUCCUCGGCGCGAUUGGCGGCGCCGGCAUGGACGGCGAGGUGGCCAAGAACUUCCAGAAGAUCCUCGGCAAGCAGGGGCUCAAGUUCAACCUCAACACCAAGGUUCUCGGCGCCCAGAAGAAGGACGGCAAGGUCCACCUCGACGUCGAGGGCGCCAAGAACGGCAAGAAGUCGACCAUCGAGGCCGACGUCGUCCUCGUCGCCAUCGGCCGUCGCCCGUACACCGAGGGCCUCAACCUCGACAAGAUUGGCGUCGAGGUCGACAACCGCGGCCGCAUCGUCAUCGACUCGCAGUUCAACACGUCGGUCAAGGGCGUCAAGUGCAUCGGCGACGUCACGUUCGGCCCUAUGCUGGCUCACAAGGCCGAGGACGAGGGUGUUGCCGCUGUCGAGUACAUCCAGUCGGGCUUCGGACACGUCAACUACGGUGUCAUCCCGAGCGUCGUCUACACCCACCCUGAGGUCGCGUGGGUCGGCAAGACGGAGGAGGACUGCAAGGCGGAGGGUAUCGAGUACAAGGUCGGCAACUUCCCGAUGGUCGCCAACUCGCGUGCCAAGACCAACAACGACACGGACGGGUUCGUCAAGGUGAUCGCCGAGAAGCACACCGACAAGAUUCUCGGUGCCCACAUCAUUGCGUCGGCGGCAGGUGACAUGAUUCACGAGGCGGCGGUCGCGCUCGAGUACGGCGCGUCGGCAGAGGACGUCGCACGCACGUGCCACGCGCACCCGACGGUCUCGGAGGCGGUCAAGGAGGCGUUCCUGAUGGCGAGCAGCGGCAAGGCCUCAACGCCUAAGCGCCACACGCACCUUCGCCCCCGC